Paramecium tetraurelia is the source of this 783-nucleotide messenger RNA. RefSeq lists its product as uncharacterized. NCBI's taxonomy places the organism in Eukaryota, Ciliophora, Oligohymenophorea, Peniculida, Parameciidae. The transcript has 4 exons. The record is from RefSeq and is a predicted model, not a curated record.
AUGGAUCCUAAUGCUUAAAUCAAUGAGAGAUACACAAAAUUGCAAGAAAAAUUGGGAGCUCUUCAAUUCGAAGUUGACAACACAAAAGAUGCAAAAAUUGAUGAAAUUUAUGACAGAAUCAACAAAGCUUAGAGUGAAUUGAAGGAAAUUAUCAAUAAUUACAGUGAAUAACUUGGAUAAUUGUCAGGUUAAUUUCAAGAGCUUACAAAAUAAUUUGAAAAACAAAAUGAUUAAUAUAGUUCUUCGCAUGAAAAAAAGUUAAAAGAAAUCAAAAAUUUAGAGAAUAAACUCUAAAAAAAGUUAGAUGAUGACGUUAAAGCCAAUAGAGAACAGAGUGAAUAAGUAUUGUCCAGCUAUGAUUAAUAAGUCUAAGACUUGCUUUAAUAGAUUGGAUAAGAAAUUAAAGUGAAAAACUAAUAAGUUAACAUUAUUAACACAACUUUGCAAAAUGACUUACCUGCAUUAUGGUAAUAUAAUGUUUAAGAAAAUUAAGAAAGAGUUUAAGAAGAUCAAUCUAUUGUGAAAAAAGCAAGUUAGGAAAUUUCCAAAUUAUUUGAUUAAGCGAACCAAGGUAAAUCAUAAAGAGAAGAUGCUGAAGUUGGUAUAUUCACUAUGCUCAAAGAAGUUGUAAUAAGAGUCAAAAGCGAAUUAGAAGAAGAAAGAUAAUUAAGAAUGGAUGGCCAUGAAGCCUUAUUGUCAAUCUUAGAAGAAGCCUAUGAUAAAAUGGAAGAAACACAUGCAAAAGUUUAAAAAUAGAAGGCUGCCUUUUAAGAAUCAAAAUGA